UAUCAAUUUAUGGCCAAACCGCGAAACCGCAGGAUCAAAGCUUACUGCUUUACUGUGGAAUAAAAUCCGAGUAUCCAACAGAAACUUGCAGUGAAGCUCUUCAAGUUCCUCUUUGUUCUUUAAACACAAAAUUCCACCAAAGUUUUGCUCCAAGGUCGAGAAAAAUGGAUCUCAAAUUGGAACUCAGUCUCAAAGGAGAUGCGGAUGACCUUAAGUUUCAGCUUGCAAAAGAUCAUACAGGUCCUCGUUUUCAGUCUAAAGAAACUGACACUAUGUUCAUCCUCACUGCUCGGAUUAGAGGUUAUAUGAGAGAACAGAUAAAGAUUGACAUCAAUAAGGAUGGGACUGUAAUCACGAUAGGCGGUGAGAAAUCAACUGAGGAGGUGAUAAUGGUGGGAUGGAAAGUGUACAAGAAAGGGAUAGAAAUAAUGAAGUUCAGAAAAGCCUUUAGAAUCCCUGAUGGAGUGAUUUUGGAUAACAUUAGGGCAAAUAUUAAUGAGGAUGAAUAUAUGCUGAGCAUUUUAAUGCCAAAGAAAGUGAAGGGAAUAGUUGGGAUAGGGAUUGAGGAAAUGGUAGAGCCAGAGCUUGUUUUACAGGAUCCUGAAACUUUACCAGCAACAUCUAAAAAGAUUACAAAGAGGGUAACAUUUAAAGAAGAGAGCAGUAGAGAUCCUAAGCAGAAAAUUGCAGAAGAAAAUGGAAUUGAAAGUGCAGAGGAAAAUCAAGAACAGGAGAGUGGAGCAGUGAAGAAAGCAUUAGAGGAGAGAGAUGUAGCAGAUAACAAAAUGACUCACAAUGCAGAUUUGCCAAGUUUGGCAUCAGAUGAUGACAAACAAGUUCAAGAACAGACAACUACUCACGAAAUUCCCCGAGGAGAUGACAAAAUGUCAGGAGAGAUGAAACAGACAAAUCAAGAAACACCAAAACCUGAAUGCAAUCAAAUUUGUGAUCAUGUUGAAUCUUCUUCACAGCAGAAAGAUCAAGAUCAGGAAAGCGUUGAUCAAGUUAAUGGAAAACAAGUUCACCACGAAAAAGAAAGUGGCAUUCAAGGAAAAGAAAAGUCUGCAUUAGAAAAGACAGAAGCUCAAGAAGGUGAGCAGGCAAAGACAGAGGAGCCUCAUAAGAAAUCCAACAUAUUUGUUCCGCUUGUUGCAGGGGGCUCGGCAAUGCUCGUAUCUUUGGUUGUCUUUGCCAUUCAUGCCACUAAAACUAAAAACCAGCAAGACAAAAGGAAAGAUUAGAACAACCUUUCACACACAAAAUGUUAGUUUGUUAUCCAGAUGAGUCUUCUUUUUUCUCUUAUUUCUUUUUUGUUUGUUUCUUUUCUCUCAUCUUACUACAGUGAAGGGCACUUUGUCAUGCAAAUUCCAGUAAACAUUUAUGUCAGAUUCAUCUGCAAUUUUAAUGAAUCUGGAAACAUAAGGUGUAGUA
Molecule: messenger RNA, 1431 nt
Organism: Ipomoea nil (Japanese morning glory)
Lineage: Eukaryota; Viridiplantae; Streptophyta; Magnoliopsida; Solanales; Convolvulaceae
Exons: 4
Coding region: 165-1241 (358 amino acids)
Source: RefSeq, a predicted model, not a curated record